This is a messenger RNA of Lucilia sericata (common green bottle fly), 1684 nucleotides long. RefSeq lists its product as uncharacterized. Bases 162 to 1580 code for a protein of 472 amino acids. The transcript has 3 exons. The record is from RefSeq and is a predicted model, not a curated record. Gene Ontology annotation, cellular component: extrinsic component of mitochondrial inner membrane. NCBI's taxonomy places the organism in Eukaryota, Metazoa, Arthropoda, Insecta, Diptera, Calliphoridae.
AUUUGGAAAUAAUCAUUCACAAUAGUAUGUAAACAAACAAAAUCAGGCGAAUUUAUAGAAUUAACUCGCUGCAAACAAAAUUUAUUAUUUGUAAAUUAUAAAUUUGUUAUUUGUUUAACGAAAAUUGCAUGAAAUUAUUAAAUAUAAACAAUUAAGUUAACAUGUCCCACGAUUUGUGUUCACCUUUUCAUUGUAACAUUUGUUUAAUGUUAAAAAGUCAUCAAACUCCAGAGGAUGGGAAAUAUUCGAAAUCACAGGAUAAUUUAAGUUUCUGCCAGUUAUUAUGUUGUUCAGGUUGUCAAUUGAUAAGAUAUUGCAAUCGGCAACAUCAAAAGCUAGACUGGCCACUUCAUGGAGAAUUUUGUCAAGCGGUGCAGAAAAUAAAACAAAAUUUAAAUAUUAAACAUCCAUUCCUUAUCAAUGGACAACCAAAAACUCUAGAGGAACUAGAAAAAUGUAUAGUGCAAUUAAAGUAUUUGUUAAAAAAUGCCUUGGGUAGAAGUUUGGAGUUUCAAGAGGAAGAGUUAAGCUCUUUCCCUGUCUUUUGUGGUCAAUGUUUCAAGUUUAAACAACUUAAAAUAGUUUGUCCGGAUUGUAACAGCCAGGUCUACUGUACGGAACAGCAUAGAGAGGAGCACAAAGAAAAGCAUGCUAAAUUUUGUAAUUUAUUAAAGAUUUACUAUUGUCCCUUUAAAGUCCAGCCGGCCAAAGAGGACUUGUGUUUGAUUCAAAAUUGUAAAAUAACUGAAUUAGCUGAUAUGGAUCUGUUACAAUGUUUUGAAAAAGUAUUUGCCUUAAAAUUGCCUUCAGACCCCACCAAAAGUUUAAAAAAUUAUCAGUUAUUUGCCUGGGCUGCGGAUUUUAGUUGUAUUAUGUCUAUUUGUUAUGCUAUCAACCAUUUGGAUAAGUUGUUUACAAAUUUAACAAAAUUUACCAUAUUUAUAUUGGGAGCCAGCAUAGAGCCGGUUUUAUGGUUUCGUGAAAUACACUGUAAAAUGUUUUUUCUGCAAAAUCCACAAAUUUCAGAACUGGUAUUGGAAUUUAUAGGACCAGAGGUAGUGGAACCUGCUGAAAAUAGUUUAAAAUUCAAUUUACUGGGUAAGGAACGCAUCGUCCGCUUCAAAAUCUUCAAUGGUCUUUUUCAAGAUUAUUGUAAAUACUAUCAGGUUAAACCCUCUCUGAUGGUAGCAUUUAAUUGUGGUUUUUCUGAGUUUUCUCAAUGCUACAACCUAACACCCACCAUAACUAGUUUAAAUGCACUGGAACCUUUGGAUCCGCCCACUAAUAAUAUCAAUGCCAAAGACACUUGGUUUCCUGGGCUCAUAGAAAUCUUACAAACCUUCGAUACACCCAUAGUUUUUACCUCCUUUACCGAGCAGGAAUCACAAUUUGAUUUUGCCGCUUUACAAAAUGCUGCUCAAAAACAAAGUUUAAAAGUUCACAUUGAUCGUCUGUUUAAGGUAGCGAAAAAUCCUUUUCAUGAUCUUCGUCCUUUAAGACAGUGGUAUACACGUGACAAGGAAGAGUUUUACUAUCGCAAUGGUUAUAUACAGGCUAUACGCACCAGAUUGCAAAAGUAAGUUUAAUUUUGUUUAUUUGAGUUUAAAUUAUGUUUUUUUAUUAUUGCUUUUUACAAAGCAAUUGUGUAUUGUGUUAUUGUUCGAUUUAUUUCGCAUAUAGUUAA